AUGAGCACAGGCUCCAAAGAUCUGGAGGUCUUCAGGACUCAGCAGCCCACCUCCACCUUCUACCCUGAGGGGCUGGAGGCAUUGGACGGUAAACAGCUCCAGAGUGGUGGGGUGAAGUGAGCCGUGCAGACAGGCCCACAUAGACACCCAGCGUACAGGGCUAAAAGAGGCUAAACGCUCCCAGCUGUGGCAUUAAGGACACAGAACAAGGCCUCUCAAGGGACCGAGAGGGGAUCUGUUGAAAACCCCCUUUAGCCUCUCUCUCUCUUAAUGGCCAGCUUUUAAAUCAGGUUAGGUGAGAGGGAGUUGGCGACUUUGCUGCCUGGUUUUGGAUUGCAGUCUCUCUCGGUCUCUCUGCUCCGCACACACACAUGCAGGUGUACACACACACACGCACUCACACACACACACACACACAAACACACACAUUUAUCUCUGCUUUUCAGGUUCUAUUGUGUAAGAGAUUGAUGUCUGCUUUCUCCCUGGGCCUGAUUUGACGUAUUAUUUCUCAGUAACUAUAUUGAUAUAGUCAAGCUUCUGUAAUCUGCAGCAUGUCGGAGAUGCAUACACAGACCCUAUCGUAACCUUUGUACUGUAAUCUUCUCAGUCCUCCAUCAUCCUGAGUAAAGAUAGCAUCACAAUGAUUGUCUAGGAAUUUAGACUAAGGAUGCGUCCCAAAUGGCACCCUAAUCCCUACAUAGUGCACUUCUUUUGACCAGUCCUAUGGGCCCUGGCCUAAAGUAGUGCACUAUAAAGGGAAUAGGGUGUCACUGGGGACGUACCCUGAGGGUUGUAUUUAGAAACAUUCAAGAGCAGCAGAGUUUACAUACCUGACCAUGGACCUUCACGUCCCGCUCUAGUUCAGCUACUAGGCUAUCGCGUCUAUCUGGUGGAUGAUAGAUGACUGUUUAUGUAUCUUAUAUAGGACUAUGCUCGUUUUUACAGAAUUUGCUGUACCAUCACCGUAUGUUGUGUCAAUGUUUUUGGUCUUCAUGAGCUGAAUUUCAUUUCGCCAUAACAUCUGUUGAUGUCGAAACCAACCAAGUUUGACUGCGUUCAUCGUAUGAGCUUUAACAUUUCUAGAAGAGAUCAAAUUCUCUUGAGAACUGGAGUUGUUUCUAGUCAAUCCCUCCACAUAUGAACGUUUCCUAAGGUGUUACUUACAUGGCACUUCAGCUGGGAUGUGUAUGGAGAGCUGAGACAGGACCAGAUAAGCCCCCAGCUGUUCAAUGAGAGUAGUGCUGAAUCCAUGCCUAAUCUCUGGCGCAAUUAUGUGUGAUUUUAGUUCUGUUAUUCCUGGAUGAGUCCAUGACUAAUAAGUGGCAACUAAUCUCUUUGGCGAGAGAGAUGGAAUCAUUGGUUUCUGUUGCGUUUCUGAGCUCAAUUGAUUAAUUUAAUCUCUGCUGUUCUAGCAGCAGGUGCUUGACUGUUUUAACAAAUUAAGUGGAGCAAACACCCAUUGGGUUUCAACAUUAUAGUCAUUCAGCAGAUACUCUUAUCCAGAGCGACUUACAAGAGAAAUUAGGGUUAAGUGCCUUGCUCAAGGGCACAUUGACCAAUUUUUCACCAAGUCAGCUCUAGGAUUUGAACCAGCAACCUUUCAGCUACUGGUCCAACGCUCUUAAUCGCUAGACUAUCCGUGAAUCUGAUGUGCUCUAUUAGUGCUAUUUACUUGUUUGUUUACCUUUACCAUUAUAUCUCAAAUUUCUUGCCGAAACCGGUGAUCGAAACAGGGACCUUUAGCGGAUGUUCUGAACCCCAGUUCAAUUUGUGUUUGAGCCUUUUAGGGUUCUUGACAGUAACAGCCCUUGGGUGAGGCGUGAGGUGCUACCACUGACAUACAGCUAACCGGCCACACUGUACACCUCGUAUAUAAACAUCUGCGACGCUCGCACCCCUUAUCACCACCGUCCUCAUCUCUGUGGUUUCCCCCGGUGCCCCUUCUACAGAACCAGCCCUACCUCCUCCUAAAUAAAGAAUGCCUUUGACAGGUAUCUGACUGAAGGUAGCCUUUGUCGCUGGACAGGAGCUGUUGUGUGGCUGUAUGUACAGACAAGCCGACACUAGCCGCACUACCCGGCAGCAAACACUAGCCUUUUUACCUCAGUAACAAUAACAUAUCCUUCUCAUUGAGGACGUGAUUGAUGUGACACGUCGGGUUGUUUAAGGGUUGAAAGGGUGUUUUUGUACAGUAUUGGUGAAUAUGGAUACGUUAUCGCAGGCCACAUCAUGUUGUGCAGUUAGUUUAUGUUAUUCUUUUCAGAGUGUGAUCUUGAGAUCGGGACAAUUGACAGAGCGAGACCUUGUUCUGCUUUCCCUCCAGGUGGACCAAGAUGGAGGACAAGGAGGAGGGACAGACCGGGGUUUACCACCAUGCCGUCAGCAGGCGCCCCUUACCACCUGAGUAACUGGAAGGUGAGUGACUCAUUCUGCUUACAGGUGACUUAUUAUCUUCACCAUCAUGAUCAUCAUCUUCGUAAUCACCAUCAUCAUCAUCUACAACUAUUAUCAUCACCUAUCAAUAUCAUCUCAUCGUCAUCCUCCUUAUUAUAGUUGUCAUACUGUUGGCUGUGUUGUUUCUCUGCUCUGUGGACCAUCUCCCAUGAACUAUUGUCCGCUUUUGUAGGUGGUGCUGUGGGUGGUGGUCUCUCUGCUGCCCCUGGUGGAGGGGGCCCAUAUGGGCACUGGUUUGGGGGCAGACUCUGUCCAGGCUGUGGGACUGGUGGGAGGGAUGUGGGAGAGGCAGCUCCCAGACACUCUACCUGAGGUGGAUGGGGAACGAGAGGAGGAGAGUGACCCGUACUCCCCCUGGCAUGGCUUCUCUGGUAAGAGUGGAACCAGGAAGUGCCUUUUAGAUCUCUUAUUUUCAAAAUGUUCAACCGUACCUUAAAUUUAAGCCUUGCACUUGUUAAUCAAGCAUGAUGUUCUCCAUGAAUAGGGAAGAGUAAAAGAAGGGUGUGCAACACGAUUAUAGAGUAUAAGCCACUGUUCUCUCUCUCUCUCUCUCUCUCUCUCUCUCUCUCUCUCUCUCUCUUGCUCUCUCUCGCUCUCUCUCUCUCAGACCCCUCUAUGAUGGACGAAGCGGACGACCACCCCAGUGGCCAGUGGGUGGGACGUUCCCCCCGCAACUCUGACCCCUCAGACGCCGAACCAAAAGGCUCGCCCAAGAAAAAGAAGAAGAGGAAGAAGAAGAAGAAAGAGAAAGAGAGGGAUAAAAAGGCCAAAGGAAAGGUCAGGCGGCUCCAGCAGAGCAGCCCAGACUGCAGGAUGGAGAAACGAGAGAUGCGGGUGCGGGACUUGGGCCUGGGCUUCGACUCGGACGAGAUCGUCCUCUUCAAAUUCUGUGUGGGCUCCUGCCAGUCGUCCAGGACCAACUACGACCUGGCUCUAUGGGCCCUGAUGGAGAACGGGUCCCUGCCGCGGAGGACCUCCCGACGGGUCAGUGCCCACCCCUGCUGCCGGCCUGACCGCUACGAGCCAGUGUCCUUUAUGGACGCCCACACCACGUGGCAGACCAUCCAGUCGCUGUCGGCAGCCAGCUGCAUGUGUAUGGGCUGA
Molecule: messenger RNA, 3558 nt
Organism: Coregonus sp. 'balchen'
Lineage: Eukaryota; Metazoa; Chordata; Actinopteri; Salmoniformes; Salmonidae
Source: the annotation of a GenBank genome assembly